Pogoniulus pusillus (Red-fronted tinkerbird) is the source of this 2216-nucleotide messenger RNA. Its product is annotated as BPI fold-containing family C protein-like. Lineage: Eukaryota; Metazoa; Chordata; Aves; Piciformes; Lybiidae. The transcript is spliced from 16 exons. The record is from RefSeq and is a predicted model, not a curated record. The coding region runs from base 2 to 1528 and encodes 508 amino acids. Gene Ontology annotation, molecular function: lipid binding.
AAUGAAGUAUCUCACCUCCAUCUAUGCUUCCAGCAGUCCUUAUAGAUUAAUAUCUAGUCUCUGUGGCAAAGGUGAGAAGAUGUUUAAUGCAUGGUAUUCUUUCCUGCUCUGUUGGCUGUCCUUGCGGAUUGAGGCUAAUCCUGGUCUUAAAGUGAGGAUUACCGAGAAGGGUCUGGACUAUGGCAGGAAGAUUGGAAUGGAACUCCUGAAGCAAGCAGUAUUGAAAGAGACCUUUCCAAGCUGGAGUGGGCAGGAGAAUUUCUCAGUUGUUACAGUCAGCUAUGUAAUUUCAAGGCUCAGAAUUAACUCUGUAGAUUUCCCAGAAACUUCUGCCUCGUUUAUUCCUGGCACUGGCAUUAGUCUGUCAGUGGCACAUGCUUCUGCUACAAUCAGUGCAGACUGGAGAAUGAACACAUGGCUGCUGAAUGACCAUGGAGGAAUUACUGUCUCCAUCUCAGGACUAUUUAUUACAAUUGUCUUCAAAGUGUCAAGGGAUAGCGCAGGCCGCUUGACCACUUUGCUAGACGACUGCCAGCUGAGCAUUAAUAGUGUAAAAGUUGAGUUAAAUGGAGGAUCUAGCUGGAUCUACAGCUUUCUAUCUGGUUAUCUUGAGAAGCCCAUUCACAGCAAACUGGAUCAAAAUCUGUGCCAAAACAUCAAGUACAAAAUCCAGAUGAUGGACGCACAUAUAAGACAGCAGAAGGUCUUAACCCAGAUUGAUGCCUUUGCACAAAUAGACUAUUCCCUAGUUAGUUCUCCAGCUGUCUUCAAAUCACACAUUAACUUGGAUUUGAAGGGCACAGUUUAUCCAGUAGGAAACCACACAGACCCUCCCUUUGUGCCAGCUCCAUUUGCUCUCCCAAACCAGGAUGAUUCCAUGGUAUAUCUGGGAGUCUCCAGUUAUUUUCUUAAGUCUGCUUCACUGGCUUACUACAGAGCAGGGGCCUUUAGCAUCACCAUCUCUGAAGAGCUUGCUACUACUUUGAACCUAAAUAUUGGCUUGUUCAAAGACUUUGUUCCUGAGAUUGCUCUGAGUUACAUAAUAUCAUGCCCAGUGCUGCUGAAGCUGAUGGCUACAUCACCGCCUGCAGUCAGUUUAAAUGCAGACAAAUGCAUCCUACAGAUCACUGGCUGUGUAGAAGUGUUUGCUGUUCUGCCAAAUUCAACCACCCAGUACAUCUUUGCAGGGAAUCUAACAGCCAGUACCAGAGCCAAUUUGACAAUAAGCAAACAGAAGUUGAUUAUCUCAUUACUUCUGAAGAGGCUCCAGUUCUCCCUACUGCACUCCAGUCUUCGCUCCUCUGAGCGUAUGUCACUGGUGGAGAAUUUUCUGUCUUAUGCUUUAUGGAAUACAGUGAUCCCAGUAAUCAAUGAUAAACUAGGAAAAGGAUUUCCUCUUAACUUGGCCCAUACUAUCCUGACUGGACCUGUAAUAAAAAUGAAUCAGGAUCAUCUGGUGAUUUCCACUGAUGUUCAAUACAAACAUGAGGAAAAGAGAGAUGAAGACUUUCACAGCCACUCCUUUUAAACAUAAUGAGAGAAAAAUGUAGUCUCUCUUCUGUUGGCUUGUAGGGAGUACAUGCUUUAAUUGUACAACCUUGGCUCUGCUAACUUUUGAUGACAGUUUUAGCUAAACUGCUGGUACUCUGUUAGAAGAACCAUAAAGCAUGAAAAGAAUAUGAUGAGGAUAAGCUGAGGUAGUAAAUGUUGGAGGUCUAUAUGGAUGGAAACAGUGGAGCUUUUCAAUGAUUUGAAGGAAUUGCAGAAUUUAUGCAAAAAAAAAUUAAAGGAGAGGUUUCUGUAACUGAGGAUGUGAUUUUUAUUCAUCCUCAGUUGCCAGGGACACAAAUAAUGAAAUUAUUAUUAUACCUGUGACUCCCUGCCAUGAAUGUGAAAUCUGUGUAAAGUUUGAGUCUUUGUUGACUGACUGACAAAUGUCUCUACCCUUUUCUAUUCAUGGAUUGCACAAUGAAGUGACUCAGAUUGUCCAGCAAAGUGCUCCAUGCCUGGAGGAAUUUUCUUGGUUUAAAUGCAAGCUAAUUGAUUAAAUCACCUCUUUGACAAGCCCAGUAGUUCUGGUUAACUCAAGUACUGGUCAACUGCAUAAGAAAGCAGAAGAAAUAUAAAGCAUUGGCUGCAAGAACUAGAUGCUGUGUAUUUGCACCAUAAAUGCACACCAUGGUAUAUAUAAAUGAUAGUAAAUGCUAUAUAAUUUC